UCCUAGCUGCAUGCAUGUGUAUCGACGAAGAGGAACGGUGAUUCGUAGGGGGAGAGAGAGAGAGAGAAACAAAGAUCUGCGAAGAAGACAGGUGAUUCAUUCGUCUAUCGAUCAAACCUUCAAGCCUCGAUUCAGCAUCUCCAUCUAUCAUCGUCAACCUAAUCACCAUUUUCGCAGACUAAUCGAUUCAGGUAAACACAUGAACAGAAUCUUGAUUCCCCCGUACCCAUGGUUUCCCGACGCCAUCCCCAAAUACUGCAACAUACCAGCAAAUUGAAGGCCACAUACACAGCCUAAAUGAACUGAAAGGGUUAUGCUUCACGUUUGUUGGAAUUGAUUAGAAUUGAUUUACAAAUGGUUUAGUCAUGGAACUUAUGGCUUCUGAAACCUUCUGAAGCAAUGUCAACUCAUGAACCAAAGCCUACAGAAAGAAAAGAAACAGGACUAGAAGGGCAUUUGGAAACAAAGUUGAACAUCAAAGACAAGUCCCCAUCCAAAUUAGAAAUUAAGAGUUUACCUGUCAAUAUAGUUGUUGGGUCACAUGUUUGGGUGGAGGAUCCUGAGGUAGUCUGGAUAGAUGGUGAGGUUGUGGAAGUUAAUGGUGAAGAGAUCAAAAUUAACAACUCAUUGGGAAAGACGGUUGUCACUAAUGCACAUAAGGUGUAUCCAAAAGACAUUGAAGCUCCUCCAUGCGGUGUGGAUGAUAUGACAAAACUGGCUUACCUGCAUGAACCAGGGGUUCUUCAGAACUUGAGAUGUCGAUAUGACAUGAAUGAAAUAUACACUUACACCGGUAGCAUAUUAAUAGCUGUGAACCCUUUUCAAAGGCUACCUCAUUUAUAUGACCGUCAUAUGAUGGAACAAUAUAAAGGGGCUUCGCUUGGCGAGCUGAGCCCUCACCCUUUUGCCAUUGCAGAUGCUGCAUACAGGCAGAUGAUUAGCGAGGGAAUUAGUCAGUCAAUUUUGGUUAGUGGAGAAAGUGGAGCGGGUAAAACAGAGAGCACAAAAAUGCUUAUGCGCUAUCUUGCCUAUAUGGGAGGGAGAUAUGCUGCUGAGGGAAGGACUGUAGAGCAGCAAGUCCUAGAGUCUAAUCCCGUUCUAGAAGCAUUUGGGAAUGCUAAGACUGUGAGGAACAACAAUUCAAGUCGUUUCGGUAAGUUUGUGGAGAUCCAGUUUGACCAAUCGGGGAAGAUUUCAGGAGCUGCCAUUAGGACUUAUCUACUUGAACGAUCACGUGUUUGUCAAGUAUCUGAUCCUGAGAGAAAUUAUCAUUGCUUCUAUAUGCUGUGUGCCGCACCAAAGGAGGACAUUGAGAGGUACAAACUGGGAAAUCCAAGGAUGUUCCACUACCUGAAUCAAUCAAACUGUUAUGAGCUGGAUGGAUUGGAUGAUUCAAUUGAAUACCUUGCAACAAGGAGGGCUAUGGAGAUUGUUGGGAUCAGUUCUGAAGAACAGGACGCAAUUUUCCGAGUUGUGGCUGCAACUCUUCACUUGGGAAACAUUGAAUUUGUCAAGGGCAUAGAUACAGAUUCGUCUGAACCUGAGGACGAUAAAUCUCGGUUCCAUUUAAGAACUGCGUCUGAGCUUUUAAUGUGUGAUGAGAAGUCUCUUGAAGAUUCCUUGUGUAAACGUGUUAUUGUGACUCGUGAUGAGACCAUAACAAAAUGCCUCGAUCCAAAUGCUGCAGCUGUCAGUCGAGAUGCUUUGGCCAAAAUUCUUUACUCCAGAUUAUUCGAUUGGCUUGUGAACAAGAUAAAUAACUCCAUCGGUCAAGAUCGGGAUUCCAAAUUCUUGAUUGGCGUUCUGGAUAUUUACGGGUUCGAGAGUUUCACGACAAACAGUUUUGAGCAGUUCUGCAUCAAUCUAACCAAUGAGAAACUGCAGCAACAUUUCAAUCAGCAUGUCUUCAAGAUGGAGCAAGAAGAAUAUACAAAAGAAGAAAUUGACUGGAGCUAUAUAGAGUUCAUUGAUAAUCGAGAUAUUCUUGAUCUCCUUGAAAAGAAACCUGGCGGUGUCAUUGCUCUUUUGGAUGAGGCUUGUAUGUUUCCGAGAUCAACACAUGAAACAUUUGCAGAAAAACUAUACCAGACAUUCAAAGAUCAUAAACGGUUCAGCAAGCCAAAAUUGUCACGUACGGACUUCACCAUUUGUCACUAUGCCGGUGAUGUCACUUAUCAAACUGAGUUUUUUCUGGACAAAAACAAAGAUUACGUUGUUGCGGAGCAUCAGGCACUCUUGAGUGCUUCAACUUGCUCCUUUGUGUCAGGCUUGUUCCCUCCGUUACCUGAGGAAUCUUCAAAAUCAUCAAAGUUCUCAUCAAUAGGUUCUCGGUUUAAGCAACAAUUGCAAUUGUUACUUGAAACGCUUGGUACAACUGAGCCACAUUAUAUUCGAUGUGUAAAGCCAAAUAAUCUUCUGAAGCCAUCGGUCUUCGAGAAUUCAAAUGUACUCCAACAACUCCGGUGUGGGGGAGUCAUGGAGGCAAUUAGGAUCAGUUGUGCUGGAUUCCCCACUAGGAGAACAUUUGAUGAAUUCAUAAGUCGUUUUCGCGUCAUUGCUCCUGAUGUUUUGGAUGGACGCUACGACAAGAUCACUGCUUCCAAGAGGCUGUUGGAGAAGGUGGGCCUUGAAGGUUAUCAGAUUGGUAAAACCAAAGUGUUUCUUAGAGCUGGUCAGAUGGCAGAACUAGAUGCUCGACGGAGUGAAGUUUUAGGAAGAUCUGCGUGCAUUAUCCAGAGAAAAGUACGUUCGUGCUUCGCACGCAAAAGCUUUUUUGCAUUGCGGUUGUCUGCUGUCCAAAUUCAAGCUCUUUGUAGAGGACAAAUUUCACGAUGUUGCUAUGAUAGCAUGAGGAGGAAUGCUGCUAGUUUGAGGAUCCAGAAAGACACACGCAUGUAUCUUUCGAGGAGGGCAUACAAAAUGUUGUGCUAUUCUUCUGUAAGUAUUCAAGCAGGUAUCCGUGGCAGGGCUGCUCGCAAUGAGCUUCACUUCAGAAAGAAGAACGUGGCUGCAAUCCUUAUCCAGACUCAAUGUCGAUCAUACUUAGCCUGUCUUUGUUACUCGAGGAUAAAAAAAGCAGCAAUUGUUUGUCAAUGUGCCUGGAGGGGAAGAGUAGCUCGAAGAGAGCUACAGAAGCUUAAAAUGGCUGCUAAAGAAACUGGGGCUCUCCAAGCUGCCAAAACUAAGCUUGAAAAGCAAGUUGAAGAACUGAUAUGGCAGCUGCAGCAGGAGAAACGCAUGAGGGUUGACAUUGAAAAAACCAAAGCAAAGGAAAAUGCAAAGCUGCAGUCUUCUUUACAAGAGAUGCAACUACAAUUUCAAGAAACUAAAGAGUUGCUUAUUAAGGAACAUGAGGCUGCAAAGAAAGAUGUUGAGCCAAUCCAUGUGAUAAAGGAAGUCCCAGUUAUGGAUCAAGAAAUGAUCAUUAACCUUACUGCUGAGAAUGAAAAGCCGAAGGUGCUUAUUAAGGAACAUGAGGCUGCAAAGAAAGAUGUUGAGCCAAUCCAUGUGAUAAAGGAAGUCCCAGUUAUGUAUCAAGAAAUGAUCAUUAACCUUACUGCUGAGAAUGAAAAGCUGAAGGUGCUUAUUAAGGAACAUGAGGCUGCAAAGAAAGAUGUUGAGCCAAUCCAUGUGAUAAAGGAAGUCCCAGUCAUGGAUCAAGAAAUGAUCAAUAACCUUACUGCUGAGAAUGAAAAGCUGAAGGCCUUGGUUAGUUCUCUAGAAAAGAAAAUUGAUGAAACAGAAAACAAAUAUGAAGAAACAAAUAAGCUUAGCGAAGAACGAUUGAAGCAGGCUUUGGAGGCAGAAACAAAGAUAAUUCAGUUGAAGACUGAUAUGCAGAGGCUGGAAGAAAAGCUAUCUGACAUGGAAGCGACGGACCAAAUUCUGCGGCAUCAAGCUUUGAUGAACUCACCUGCUACCAAAAUAUCAGAUCAUUUAGAUAGUGAAAGAACUCAGCCGGUCGAAAAUGGUUAUCACGAAAAGCAGAGUGCAUCACCUGCUAAAAAGUUUGGUACAGCAUCGUUGAGGAGAUCCCAGAUUGAAAGGCAGCAUGAGAAUGUUGACUCUCUUAUCAAAUGUGUGAGGCAAGAUCUUGGGUUCAGUCAUGGAAAACCAAUUGCGGCUUUUACCAUAUACAAAUGCCUUCUCCAUUGGAGAUCUUUUGAAGCAGAAAGAACCAGUGUAUUUGAUCGUCUUAUCCAGAUGAUUGGUUGUGCAAUAGAGAAUCAGGAUAGGGAUGAUUACUUGGUGUACUGGCUAUCAAAUACAUCCAUGCUGUUGUUCUUGCUUCAAAGGACUCUGAAAGCUACUAGUGCAACUCCAGGGAAACCACCUGCUCCAACAUCAUUCUUUGGGAGGAUGACCCAAGGGUUUCGAUCAUCCCCUUCUUCUGCCAACCUUUCCUUCCGUGGGCUUGAAGUGCACCAGGUCGAGGCCAAAUAUCCAGCUUUACUUUUCAAGCAGCAGCUCACUGCUUAUGUGGAAAAGAUAUAUAGCAUAGUUCGAGACAAUAUGAAGAAGGACUUGUCGCCGCUUCUUUCUUCCUGUAUCCAGGCACCAAGAGCUUCAAGAGGAAAUGCUCUGCGAUCUUCUGGGCGGUCCUUCAGCAAUAGUCCUCCGGCCAGUCACUGGCGGAGCAUUGUUCAGAGCCUAAAUGGGCUUCUCAGCAUAUUGAAAGAAAAUUUUGUUCCUCCAAUUCUCUGUCAAAAGAUGUUUACUCAGAUUUUUUGUUAUAUUAAUGUACAGAUAUUUAACAGCCUUCUCCUUCGUCGAGAGUGUUGCACGUUUGACAACGGGGAAUACGUAAAGGCUGGGUUAGCUGAGUUAGAAUUAUGGUGUGGCCAAGUAAAAGAAGAGUAUGCAGGCUCAUCAUGGGAUGAACUAAAGCACAUAAGACAGGCUGUCGGAUUCUUGGUUAUACAUCAGAAAUCACGAAUUUCCUAUGAUGAAAUUACAAAUGAUCUCUGCCCUAUUCUUAGUGUACAGCAGCUCUAUAGAGUAUGCACGCUAUACCGGGAUGACGACUAUAACACUGAAAGUGUAUCCGCAGAUGUUAUAUCUAGCAUGAAGGUACUAAUGACAGAAGACUCGAAUGAUGAAGAUAGAAACUCUUUUUUGUUGGAUGACAAUUCUAGCAUUCCCUUCUCCGAUGAUGACCUUAGCAUUUCAGUCAAAGAGAAGGAUUUCUCGGACGUAAAACCUGCUGCUGAACUUCUUGAAAAUCCAGCCUUCCAAUUUUUACAGGAAUAAGGCUGUUUUCGAUUCUUUUUUUUUUUCUAUGAUGUCCCUCAGAUUGUUGAAGAUAGAAGACGGACAGGACUACUCCAGCCAAAUGUCACUGUAAAUCCGCAAGUAGAUAGUCAAUUUUUUCUAGAGGAUCGCUUUAGGGUAGCAGUAGUUGCAGAGAUCACAAGAGGGAUGCUUCUGGUCUCCCUAAAGUUCAUCUUGUAAUCGAUUAGAUUACAUUUUGAUCUUAGUUCAAAAAAAUAAUCUCUUGUAAUCUUAAUCUGUAAUAGUUCAGUUUUGUAAUUAAUUAGUACAUGGUUUCUUC
This is a messenger RNA of Rhododendron vialii, 5551 nucleotides long. Its product is annotated as myosin-6-like. Gene Ontology annotation, cellular component: vesicle; myosin complex; cytoplasm. Lineage: Eukaryota; Viridiplantae; Streptophyta; Magnoliopsida; Ericales; Ericaceae. Gene Ontology annotation, biological process: actin filament organization; vesicle transport along actin filament. The transcript is spliced from 41 exons. Gene Ontology annotation, molecular function: actin filament binding; microfilament motor activity; ATP binding. Bases 400 to 5250 code for a protein of 1616 amino acids. The record is from RefSeq and is a predicted model, not a curated record.